AUGAGCCGGGCCUCUUUAUUGUCAACCCUUGAGCUUGGAGACAUCCUCAUGAUUUAUCUCUCCGUCUUGGCUACGGCGGUUAUCUCUUUGCUCAUCCAGCCAAAGGAAAGUGUUGAGCACCCAGUGCAUUAUGUUAGCAAAGCGUUACAAGAUGCCGAGAUUCGGUACCCAGACAUUGAGAAGCUGGCCUUCGCACUGGUAGUCUCGGCUAGACGCCUCCGACCAAACUUUCAAGCUCACACCAUCCAUGUCUUAACCAACCAACCGCUCAAGCAAGUGUUGCAGAAUCCAGAGACUUCUGAGAGGUUGGUUAAAUGGGCCAUUGAACUUGGUGAAUUUGAUAUCCACUACAAACCCCGCCUAGCUACAAAGGGCCAGGCCGUUGCUGACUUCAUAUUAGAAUUCACGAAUCCCCAAGCUUCGACCUCUACCCAGGUCAUAACCGAACCUAGUGUUCCUUCGAGCCUACUCCACAUCGCCAGCAAUGGCAACGUCGACUUGACCUAG
Molecule: messenger RNA, 507 nt
Organism: Prunus armeniaca (apricot)
Lineage: Eukaryota; Viridiplantae; Streptophyta; Magnoliopsida; Rosales; Rosaceae
Source: the annotation of a GenBank genome assembly